ACCCCUAAUGAGAAGAACGAACACUCGUACGACGGAUGGCCACACGAGCUACACAUAUGUAAACGAGAACACAGGACUCUGCUCUUUCAACCCAUUUCUUUAGAGCCACCAUGAAUCUCCUCUUCUCGUGCCUUAACACCACCAGUACUAUCGGAAUCCUAACAGCGUUGCUCUUGACAGUUUGGUUACUCCGGAGGUCAUCUAGAUCCUGGAAAGCCAAACUACCGCCGGAAGCCGCCGGAAAGUGGCCCCUUUUCGGCCAUCUCCACCUGCUAGCAGGACCCAAACUUCCACAUGAGGCCUUGGCGGAUUUGGCCGACAAAUACGGGCCCAUCUUCAGAAUCCGUGUCGGGGUGCACCCAGCGUUGGUGGUUUGCAGUUGGGAGGCAGCCAAGGAGUGCUUCACGGUGCACGAUGUCGUGGUCUCUUCGCGGCCCAAGCUCAUUAGCGGGAAGCUCUUGGGAUAUAACUACGCAAACUUUGGGUUCGCCCCGUACGGGGCGUUCUGGCGUGAGAUGAGGAAAGUAACCGCCUUGGAGCUGCUCUCCAAUCGCCGCCUUGAGCUGCUUCGUCAUAUCAGAGAUUCAGAGAUGGAGAUUUGGAUGAAAGCUAUGUACAGGAGGUGGACCGAGACAAAAGAUGGCACGGACCUUGCCCCAGUGGAGAUGAAACAGUGGUUCGGGAACUUGACACUCAACGUGAUCUUGCGAAUGGUUGCUGGGAAGCGCUACUCCAUCGGUGGCACGGCGGGGGGGGACGAGGGAAAGGCGCAGCGGUGCCAGAAGGAUGAGGAGAUGUUCCGCCUGGCGGGGCUGUUUGUGAUGGCAGAUGCUGUCCCUUUCAUGGAAUGGCUCGACGUGGGAGGGCAUCAGAAGGCCAUGAAGAGGACGGCGAAGGAGAUGGACAGUAUAUUUCAGGAAUGGCUGGAGGAGCAUCGCCAGAAAAAAAAGGAGGAGGAGGAGAAUUCAUCUGGUGGUGUUAAUGUCGAGCAGGACUUCAUGGACGUUCUGCUUUCUGUCCUGGUUGAGUCUAAGGCAGAGGAUGUUGAUGCUGAUACGAUCAACAAAGCCACAACUAUGACUCUGGUCGCAGGAGGCACGGACACGACCGCCGUCACCCUCAUAUGGGCUCUCGCCUUGCUCCUGAACAACCCGCUCACUAUCAAGAGGGCCCAAGCUGAGCUGGACGUCCACGUAGGAAGGGAUCGGCUGGUCAAAGAGUCAGACCUGAGCAAUCUCGUCUACGUCCAAGCCAUAGUCAAAGAGACCCUCCGCCUGUACCCGGCCGGCCCUCUCUCGGGCAUGCGCGAGUUCACUCAGGACUGCACCAUCAAGGGGUACCGCGUCCCCGCGGGCACAAGGCUCAUCACCAACCUGUGGAAGCUCCAGAGGGACCCGUGCGUCUGGGAGCGGCCCGACGAGUUCGAGCCCGAGCGGUUCUUGACCGGCGCACAUAAGGACGUGGACGUGAAGGGCCAGCACUUUGAGCUCAUCCCGUUCGGGGCUGGCCGUAGGGCUUGCCCCGGGGCGAACUUUGGGGUUCAAAUGGCGCAGCUGACGCUGGCCAGUUUACUGCAUGGGUUUGAUGUGAGGACCGCUCAAGAUGACGGCGUUGUGGACAUGACUGCAGUUGCUGGGUUGACCAUCGGCAAGGCAACGCCGCUUCAAGUCAUGGUGAGGCCUCGCUUGUCUCCUUCUGCUUACGAGGGAUUUGGAUCUUCUGUGAAUUAGGUCCUUCAUCAACCAAGAAGAAAGAAUAAUUCAAGUAAUAUCAGGAGUUUCAUGUCAAUGUUUGUGCCAUGAGAUAUAAGGGUGAUGGAGAUGUAUCCAGGAUGUUAUCAUAGACCCUUUAGAGAUUUUCUCUUAAUAUGCGAAGAGACAUUAGCUAUAUUGGAUAAAGCAAAUCCCUCGAUGAUUAGAUAGUUCAUUAAAUUCAUUAAUUAAGUAAAUGUCGUGCCGGGAUUCAAGUGAGUGGUAAUUUGCUCUUAAGUUAAUCCAUAGGUGAACUCUCCUCUAUUUUGAGUCCA
Molecule: messenger RNA, 2026 nt
Organism: Syzygium oleosum
Lineage: Eukaryota; Viridiplantae; Streptophyta; Magnoliopsida; Myrtales; Myrtaceae
Product: cytochrome P450 CYP82D47-like
Biological process (GO): defense response to other organism
Molecular function (GO): iron ion binding; heme binding; oxidoreductase activity, acting on paired donors, with incorporation or reduction of molecular oxygen
Source: RefSeq, a predicted model, not a curated record